Protobothrops mucrosquamatus (brown spotted pit viper) is the source of this 918-nucleotide messenger RNA. RefSeq names its product negative elongation factor E. The record is from RefSeq and is a predicted model, not a curated record. Gene Ontology annotation, biological process: negative regulation of transcription elongation by RNA polymerase II. Gene Ontology annotation, cellular component: NELF complex. Lineage: Eukaryota; Metazoa; Chordata; Lepidosauria; Squamata; Viperidae. Gene Ontology annotation, molecular function: RNA binding.
CAACAGCCACAGAACAAGCCAAGAUGCUGGUGAAAACGGGGGCCAUCAGUGCUAUCAAAGUUGAGAACAAGAACUCGGGAUUCAAACGCUCUUGGACUCGGAAGGUGAAACCGAAAGAGACCAAGAAGGGAUCUGCCCCAACUUACCAGCCCUUUCAGCGCAGUGUCUCAGCAGAUGAUGAUUCCCGAGAGGCCCGGCGCCCCCAAAGGAAGUAUCUGUAUGAGAGCUUUGUGAGCCCCAGCGAUUCUCUGCGAGACCCAGAGAAAGAGCCAGAGGAAGGCAGAGAUCCAGACAAAGAAUCCGACCAGACUGAAAGUCUGCAUGGAUAUGAGAGGGACAGUGACCGGGAUCGUAGCCGGGACAGGAGCAGAGACCGGGACCGGGACAGAGAUCGAGACAGAGACAGAGAUCGAGAUCGAGGGCGUGAACGAGAACGGGACGGAGAAGGCUUCCGCCGAUCAGAUUCUUACCCUGAGUGGCGUCUCCCACGCAAAGGGAACACGGUUUACGUGUAUGGGGCAAAUAUGAAUGAAGCCAUGUUGACCACGGCUUUCUCGGCCUUCGGGAAGAUCAUUGACCUCUCCGUAGACGGCGUCCGCAACUGUGCUUUUGUGACCUAUGACAAGCUCGAAUCAGCAGAUCAAGCUGUUGCUCAGCUCAACGGUACCGUCGUAGAAGAUGUGAAGCUGACGGUCAGCAUCGCUCGCAAGCAGCCCAUGCUGGAUGUGGCUAUCGGCAACUCCGUGUGGGGAACUUUGGCUGUGAUAAACACCAUCAAUGGUUCUCAUCAGGACAAACGAUCCCAAGUUAUCUACAAAGAGGACAACUUCUGAAGCAGCAUAUGAACCCCCACCCUUCCCCGUCCUCUCUUUGCCUUUUCACUUAAAAGAUUCAAAUAAAUAUUAGCUUUUAAAAACU